Adineta steineri is the source of this 2854-nucleotide messenger RNA. The record is from the annotation of a GenBank genome assembly. NCBI's taxonomy places the organism in Eukaryota, Metazoa, Rotifera, Eurotatoria, Adinetida, Adinetidae.
AUGCCGCAAUUACUUCAUCAUCAUCACCAUCCCUUAUCACCACCCUUAUCAUCAGCUGAACCAGUACCACCUAUUCCACCUCGUCUUCAUUCACGUCCAUCAUCUAAACAACAUCAAUCACAAUCAAUUUUAAUUGCAGCUAAUCAACAGAUUAAUAACAAUAAUAAUAAUAAUAAUAAUUUUUUUCGACUUGAUGAUUUACCAUCACCUGAUCGUGAAUGGCAAUUACUAGAAAAUAUAGGUGAUGGUACUUAUGGCGAAGCAAAAAAUAUUCGAAAUCCAGAUUUCAGUGCUGCUGUAAAAAUUAUGCAUCCAACUAAUGAAGUUCUUGAAGAAAUUGAACAAGAACAUCGUGUUCUUCUUGAACUUUCUAAUCAUGAAAAUAUUUGUCGUUUCUAUGGUGCAUAUUUAAAACGUACUCCACCUCCUCCACCACCACCACCUCGUAAUCCAAUUACAUCACCACUAGCACCUAUCGAUACAACUAGUCUUCUUUCAAUUGAAACUAAAUCUAUCAGUAGUCUUGUCAGUCCAAAUUCAAUAUCUUUACCAUUACCACUUGAUCAGCUAUGGUUAGUUAUGGAAUUAUGUACUAGUGGUAGUGUUACUGAUUUAGCAAAAGCAAUGUUAAAAGCAAAUCAACGUCUUGAUGAAGCAAUUAUUGCUUAUAUCCUACGUGAAACAUUGAAAGCUUUAUACCAUCUUCAUUCAAAUAAUGUUAUUCAUCGUGAUGUUAAAGGUCAUAAUAUAUUAAUAACAGGUGAUGGUCAUAUUAAAUUAAUUGAUUUUGGUGUCAGCGCAUAUUUAAAUCCAAAUAAUGGAAGACGUAAUACUUCUGUUGGUACACCAUUUUUUAUGGCACCAGAAGUCAUUGCUUGUGAAAGACAAAUGGAUUAUGAUUAUGAUACACGUGCUGAUGUUUGGUCAACAGGAAUUACUGCUAUUGAAAUAGCUGAAGGUGAACCUCCACUUGCUGAUAUGCAUCCAAUGCGUGCACUUGUAUCUAUUCCUCGAAAUCCUCCACCCUGUUUACGUCAAUCACAAGACUGGUCAAAUGAAUUUAAUGAUUUUAUUCGUCAAUCUUUAAUAAAAGAUUUUGAAGCAAGACCUUCUGUUGCACAAAUGUUAGUUCAUCCAUUUAUAACACAUAUACCACCUGAUGGUAUUGAAGUUCGUCGACGUAUUAUACAAAUUAUUCAUCGUUAUAAACGAUGUUAUGAUUUAUCUGGUAAAAAAUCUCGUGAAACAUGUGGUGUUAAAAAUGGACGUAUCCGAGGUAAAUCAGAAACAUGCUCAUCAGCAGCUAUUGAUGCGUCAAAAGCAGCUAUAACAUCCUAUUCACCGACGACUGAAGCAUUAGUUCCACCGCCAAAACGAAUUAUACAAGUCAUAGGAAAACCAUAUAAUCCACCACAUCAGAUUGUAGAAAAUCAUAAACGAGCAGCACCUCCACCACCAUUUGCUAUUGAAAAUGGACUUUAUCAGAACGAUGCAAAUGCACGAAUACAACAACAACCACCGCCACAACAAACUCAAGGUUAUAAAACUAAACGAAAAUCACCAUCAAAACGACAACAAAAACAAAUAAAUGAACAAAAUGGAAAUCAUUCUCCGUUAAUAAAAAAACAACCUAUUGCUCCACCAAUAAAUGAUGGUAUGCCUGUUUGUCAUCCAUCUUUAGCAAAAAAAUUAAACAAUGCAAAUUUUUAUAAUUCAACAUAUGAUUCAACUUAUGCAAUUGAUUCAUCAUCUAUAACAAAUGAUUCUCCAUUAAACCCACAACAACAAAUAAAUUCAUUUUCAACUGAUGAUUUAGCACAAUUAGAAACAUUCGAUGAGCAAUCAAUAAUUACUUAUAUGUAUGAUCGAUUUUUAGCUAAUCAAAUUUAUACUUAUAUUGGUGAUAUACUUGUUGCUGUUAAUCCAUUUCGUUCAUUACAAAUCUAUGGUAAAGAUGUAAUGAUGCGUUAUCGUUCAAGUGUUAAAAGUGAACAACCUCCACAUAUUUAUGCAUUAGCCGAUUUUACUUAUCAAGCUAUGUUACAUGAUUUAGAAAAUCAAUAUAUUGUUAUAUCAGGUGAAAGUGGUUCAGGUAAAACUCAAUCAGCUAAUUUUCUUGUUAAACAAUUAACAUUUCUUGGUAAUGCACCAAAUAAAAGUUUACAAGAAAAAAUUCUUCAAAUAAAUCCAUUAAUCGAAGGUUUUGGUAAUGCACGAACAAUAAUUAAUGAUAAUUCAUCACGUUUUGGAAAAUAUCUUGAAAUGUUAUUUACAAAACAAGGACGUGUUACAGGUGCACGUUUAUCGGAAUAUUUAUUAGAAAAAACUCGUGUUGUUAAUCAAGGACGUGCCGAAAGAAAUUUUCAUAUAUUUUAUUAUUUAUUUCAUGGUUUAGCAUCAUCAUUGCCAAAUGAUGAAAAAUCAUUUUAUUUAUCAACAAAUCAAACAUAUCAUUAUUUGACAACUGGUUUACAAGAUGAUCAUGAUUUAUCUGAAAGUUUUAAAUCAAAAUUUUCUACAAUUGAAAAAUGUUUUGAAAUUAUUGGUUUUCAACAAAAUGAAGUUAAAUCUAUAUAUAGAAUAUUAGCAGGUCUUUUACAUUUAGGUAAUAUAAGUUUUCAUCAAAAUGAAGGACAUUUUAUUGAUGGUAAAACAUGUUUAACUGAUCGAUAUUUACUUCAAAUUGUUUGUGAAUUAUUUGGUAUUGAUAUUGCUGAAUUUGAUUUAGCAUUAACAACAUGUAAUAUUGUUACACGUGGAGAAACUAUUCAACGUUCAACAACAUUACAAGAAUCACAAUCAACUAGAGAUGCGAUGGCUAAAGCUCGUAAGUUUAAAAAUAAGACUAUUGCAU